UUUCUCGGUAGUAGUAGUAUUAGUAGUAGCAUUAUAUAAAUAAUAAUAAGGGCUUUAGAAUAUAUUUAUUGCCUUCCUUCUCUAUUUAUAACUCAUAUAUGACUUCAGUUUAUCGUCCUCCUCAUAAAAUUAUAUUAAAUAAUAGCAGUCGUAUGAGUGUCAUUGUAGAUCGAAUUCUAUGUUUAUUAGAAAAGGUGUCUGAUGAAGCAUUUUGGCAAUCACUUGUUGGCGAUCGUAUUCUUAAUCUUUUAAAACGUUAUUUUGGAAGUGAUGUCGUCUUUUUAGGUUUUAUUGUUUAUCUUGCUCCCAUUGUUGGAUAUCAACUGCACUCUAUAUUUUAUCAACUAAUAAAUUUUGUAAAAGAAAGAAUGUAUGUUUCGAUACAAAUUGGUAAAAAUGAGACAGGUUAUGAAGCUAUUCAACAAUUUGUUGCAAGCAAGACAACGACACAUAUUCAAAAGAGUUUACGUACUGUCGAAGGUCGUUGUGUCCAAGCAGAUCAUGAUGAUUUACAAGGCCCUGGUCUUCCUCCUACACUUCGACUUUAUCCAUUGGAUGAAACUGAACAAAAGAUAACUUACAAGAACCAUACAUUAUGGGUUAUAAAAAGGAAAAACAGUGGUGUAAGCAAUAAUAUGGACCAGUUUUAUAGUAAUAACCUGAAGGAUUUAUUGGGUAUGAUGAAUACUAAUCCUUGCGUUGAAAUCACCAUGCGUGGACAAGAUCUAAGUCUUUUAAAGUCAUUUAUUCAAGAAUGGAUCGAUGACUAUUUUGAACAAGAAAAUGGUAAACUUACUAUCUAUAAAUGUAUGCCUAGUCGAUAUGAUGGAUUUGAAUGGCGUACGUUAACAUCAAAACAAUUAAGAGAUUUUGGUUCAGUUAUAUUGAAGGAAGGACAAAAGGAAUUGAUCCUGAAGGACAUUCAAAUCUUCCGUAAACGAGAGCAUUGGUAUUCAAUCCGUGGUAUUCCCUAUCGUCGUGGUUACCUUCUUUAUGGCCCCCCAGGGACUGGUAAAACAUCUUUAGUUCAAUCCAUAGCUAGUAAAGUGAAUAUGAAUGUGGCUAUCAUUAGUUUAUCUGGGAAAAUGGAUGAUGAAAAUUUUAAUGUUUUACUACAGGAGGUACCUCGUAAUAGUAUUCUUGUUAUGGAAGAUGUGGAUCAUUGUGUGAUAAAGGAUCCUAAUUCAAACAAGGAUAAUAAUGAUUCAAAGAUUACCAUGAGUGGCUUAUUGAAUGCUCUGGAUGGUGUAGCAGCUCAAGAGGGCUCUAUGAUUUUUUUGACGUGUAAUGAUGUAAACCGUAUUCAACCUGCUUUACUUCGUCCUGGUCGUAUUGAUAUGAAAAUGGAAUUAGGAUAUGCAAAUAAAUACCAAAUCAAUAGAAUGUUUUGGCGUUUUAUGGGCAAGGAUGAUAUCGAUUUAGGUGAUAUGGAACCGGAUGAAAAGAUACCUUGUAAUAAUGACCCUAAUAUAUCCCUCUUGGCUGAAAAGUUUACAGACAUGAUUCCUGACCUUUAUGUAACGCCUGCAGAACUUCAAAAUUUUUUUAUUAUGAAUUUAAUCGAUAACAACAACAAUCAUUCAAAUGAAAAUGACUAUACCUACUUAUUAGAUGCUGUACCUGCCUUCUUAGAAUCUGUGAAGCGUGACCGUGAACAGGCUCUUGAUCACCAUGCUGGUAUAUCUGCUUCUGUUAAAAAUAUCCUUAACAAUACCAAUAAUGAAGAUGAAUCUGUAAAUAGUACACUCUGAAAAAAAAAUAUAUACUUCAUCAUAUAAACAAACACUAAAUAGAAUAACAUUAUAUAUAUAUUUAUUUAUUUAUUUAUUUUUCUG
Molecule: messenger RNA, 1835 nt
Organism: Cokeromyces recurvatus
Lineage: Eukaryota; Fungi; Mucoromycota; Mucoromycetes; Mucorales; Mucoraceae
Product: P-loop containing nucleoside triphosphate hydrolase protein
Exons: 3
Coding region: 99-1751 (550 amino acids)
Molecular function (GO): ATP hydrolysis activity; ATP binding
Source: RefSeq, a predicted model, not a curated record